AGUCCGGUCGGCUCCCGGGAGGAGGCGGGCCGAGGCACACGCAGGGCGGACAGGCAGAGCUGGAGCGGCGAGCCCCCGGUCCCCAACUCUUUACCCUCUUCCCCGUUUCGCCUAGCGUAUCUCCUGAACCCGGAACCUGGGGCGCGCGGAACCACCUUGGUGUAGCGCGAGCGCCGCAGACCCGGAGGACGAUGGAGGGGACGCGCGGGCCCGGGGCCGACUCUCCUGAAGAGGAGGAGACGGGGUCGGCCAUGGCGGCUAUGGUGAUGGCUGCUGGUGGCGCGGGCCCAGCUGUCCUGCAGGUGGCCGGGCUCUACCGAGGCCUGUGCACGGUGCGGAGCCGCGCCCUGAGCCUUGGGUUCGUUUCACCCGCCCAGCUGCGCGCUUUCCCUAUGCGCCUCGGCUCAGGCCGGCCUUCUGGGGGCGCGGAGGGCAGUGGGGUCGGGGCCGAGCUCGAGGCCAACCCCUUCUACGACCGCUACCGAGACAAGAUUCAGCAGCUGCGCAGGUCUGACCCAGCUGCUUUUGAGUCUCGCUUAGAGAAGCGCAGUGAGUUUCGAAAGCAGCCAGUGGGGCACUCUCGACAAGGUGAUUUUAUCAAGUGUAUGGAGAAGACAGAUACCUUGGGGAAACAGUCUAUAAGCAGAGGAUUCACUAAGGACAAGACUCUCAGUUCAAUCUUAAACAUUGAGAUGGUGAAAGACAAAACUGCAGAAGAAAUAAAACAGAUUUGGCAGCAGUAUUUUGCAGCAAAAGAUACAGUCUAUGCAGUUAUUCCUAAAGAGAAGUUUGAUUUGAUCUGGAACCGGGCGCAGUCCUGUCCAACAUUUCUGUGUGCACUACCAAGAAGGGAAGGUUAUGAGUUCUUUGUAGGACAAUGGACAGGUACUGAACUCCACUUCACUGCACUUAUAAAUAUUCAGACCCGGGGGGACACUGCAGCCAGCCAACUGAUUUUAUAUCACUACCCUGAACUUAAGGAAGAAAAGGGCCUAGUACUGAUGACAGCAGAAAUGGAUUCCACUUUUCUGAAUGUUGCUGAGGCACAGUGCAUUGCCAACCAAGUCCAGCUCUUCUAUGGCACUGAUCGGAAAGAGACCUAUGGUUUAGUGGAGACCUUUAACCUCAGACCAAAUGAAUUCAAAUAUAUGUCUGUCAUCGCUGAAUUGGAGCAAAGUGGACUUGGAGCAGAACUGAAAUGUACCCAGAACCAGGAUAAGACUUAGAGUUGUAAAUUUUGACCCUUCAUAGAGCAGCUCAGCCCUGGAUAAUCUAGAGCCCACCCACCCCCUUGAAUUUAAGAGUUCAGCGCCUAAUAAGGAGUCUAUCUUGAGUUGCUCUAUGUGCUUAUUGCAAAAUGAGAUUGUGGAGAUGAGCCCUAAUACUUGAUAUUCAGGAACAGAGGUACCCAAAUGUUCUGAUAAUUACCUCAGCACACUUGAGGUUUCCUUUUUAAGUAUUUCUGGUCAUAAAAAGAGACAGCCAGGAAGCUGCAGAAUGGUUGACUUGAUUUUACAUAGUAUAACAGUGCAGUUGCUCAUUUUUCCCAGUUAUGCAUCUUUGUGAACUUGUGCCAUGAUGAUAAACUUGAAGAUAUGUAGUUAGAUAUGGGCUUUAUAUACUUUUCCCAUGUGCCAGUCAGCUGGCCAAAAGCACAACCCAAAUAUCCUGUUAGGCUCUAAUAUAUGUUGUUAUAUAUUCCCAUCUAGAUGCACCCCUCCCCCCAGAGUUUGCUUUAGUAUAGCUGGUUUGGGGUAUCAGCAGAUUUCAGGUACAACUGGAUAAACAGAUAUAGUGCCUGUACAUUGUUAAACCACAAUUUGUGGUACCUAUGCCUCUAACUCUUCCUAUUAGAAGCUAUGCAUUUGAAAGGGGUGAAUCAGUGCAGUGUAAAUAAAACACUUUUUUAAGGAGGAGAUCAUUCCAGAUUUGCAUGAUUUUUUUAACAACUAAGUAUUACAUGAAAAAAUGGUUAAACACACAUGUUCCCAGAUUGUGAGAAAUUGUAGCAAUAAUAAAAUCUGGUUCACAGUCUGUUAUACAAAAU
This is a messenger RNA of Ictidomys tridecemlineatus (thirteen-lined ground squirrel), 2047 nucleotides long. It is a transcript of the gene Atpaf1, whose product is annotated as ATP synthase mitochondrial F1 complex assembly factor 1. Gene Ontology annotation, biological process: mitochondrial proton-transporting ATP synthase complex assembly. The record is from RefSeq and is a predicted model, not a curated record. Gene Ontology annotation, cellular component: mitochondrion. NCBI's taxonomy places the organism in Eukaryota, Metazoa, Chordata, Mammalia, Rodentia, Sciuridae.